Danaus plexippus (monarch butterfly) is the source of this 2626-nucleotide messenger RNA. It is a transcript of the gene Mfe2, whose product is annotated as peroxisomal multifunctional enzyme type 2. Bases 183 to 2357 code for a protein of 724 amino acids. The transcript has 14 exons. The record is from RefSeq and is a predicted model, not a curated record. Lineage: Eukaryota; Metazoa; Arthropoda; Insecta; Lepidoptera; Nymphalidae. Gene Ontology annotation, molecular function: oxidoreductase activity.
UAUAAAUCUUAAUUACUACAUAAAAUAACAGGAACGUGAAAAAAAAGGAUAUUGUUAAGAAUUUAUAUUGGUGAUUUUUUUAUCUCGUUAUUAACGUUGACUGUGUAAAGUUCACAAGACAUUUUUAGUGUAUCGCAUUGAAUUGCGAUUUGCGAUCAUUCUGUGGCGAGUCGUCUGAUAGGAUGGAUCAAUUAAAUUUCGCUGGCCGCGUAGCUGUCGUAACAGGAGCCGGUGGUGGCCUAGGAAAGGCCUACGCUUUACUUCUUGGCUCCAGGGGUGCUAAAGUGGUGGUAAACGAUCUCGGCAGUGCUCGGGAUGGCGUUGGAAAAUCAAAAUUCGCAGAUCUUGUUGUACAGGAAAUUAAGGACAAAGGUGGCAUUGCUGUCGCCGAUUACAACUCGGUGGUUGAAGGAGAGAAGAUUAUAAAAACAGCUCUCGAUAACUUCGGAAGGGUUGACAUUCUUAUCAACAAUGCCGGUAUUUUACGUGAUAAGAGCUUUCAAAAAAUGUCCGAACAGGAUUGGGACCUGAUCCAAGCUGUGCAUCUGAAAGGCGCUUACAAAACAACUCAAGCUGCCUGGGAGACUUUCAAGAAACAGAAAUAUGGUCGCAUCAUCAUGACGACCAGUAACGCUGGUUUGUUCGGGAACUUUGGCCAGGCCAAUUACAGCGCCGCAAAGAUGGGUUUAGUCGGCCUGGCCAGUACAUUGGCCAUAGAGGGCGCUAAAUACAACAUUAAAGUGAAUACUAUAGUACCGACAGCAGCGUCCAGACUCACAGAAGACAUCCUGCCGCCAGAGAUGUUCCAAGCGAUGAAACCUGAUCUCAUCGCACCCGUUGUAGCCUACAUGGUGCAUGAGUCCUUCACUGACAGCGGUCUCAUCAUUGACUCGACAUUGGGUUUCGCGACCAAGACUCAUCUUGUACGCUCACAAGGAGCACCCUUGAGGAAGAAACCGUCGGAUCCGGUGACAAUAGAGUCGGUUAGAGACAAUUGGUCCCAGGUCGUGAACAUGGAGAACGCUCAGCGUAUAGAGAAGAUAGCUGAAGUUACGGUCGACCUCGUGGAGAAAUUACAGGACUUUGAGGAGCGUUGUAAGUUGGAUGGUCAGAAUGAGAGUUACUGGGGGAAGUACAAGUAUAACUCCAAAGACCUGGUCUGCUACGCCCUAGGAGUUGGUGCGUCGGUGGUGAACCCUUCAGACCUCAAGUUCCUAUACGAGAGCCACGAGAGUUUCUCAGCUCUACCCACAUUCUUCAUACUCCCCGGUAUGUUGAUGGAAUCACCUGUAGUGGGUAAAGCGAUGCCUCCAGGAAAAUACGCUGACUUUACAAAUAUUCUCCAUGGCGAGCAGUACAUAGAAUUUCUGUCAGACCUGCCCGGCACUGAGGGAGAGUUCACUGUACGGAACUAUGUAGUGGACUUACUGGACAAGGGAUCCAGCGCCGUGGCUGUUGUUAACAGUGAAAUAUACCAAAACAAAGAGCUGGUGAUCAGAACUCAACAGCACAUUUUCGUCCUGGGUCAAGGUGGGUUCGGGGGACCGAGGAACAGCAAACAAGCUAUAGCAGUAGAAGCUGUUCCAAAGAGAUCACCUGAUGCUGUACUGGAACAAAGGACAGCUGAAGAUCAAGCCGCUUUAUACAGAUUGUCAGGAGAUUUGAAUCCACUACACAUUGAUCCUAAUGUGGCCACAGCCAGCGGUCACCCGAGACCAAUUCUGCAUGGUCUUGCAUCGCUCGGUUUCUCAGCUAGACAUGUUCUUAUGAAAUACGCAGGAAAUGAUGCUUCAAAUGUCAAAGCUCUGAAGGCUAGAUUCGCCAAGCCGGUGUUGCCAGGACAGACGUUAAUUACAGAAAUGUGGUUGGAAGGAAAGCGGGUUCACUUCCAGACUAAGUUGAAGGAGACUGGCAACAUUGUUAUUGCCAGUUCCUACAUGGAUUUGAAGAAUGUUAUCAAAGACGGUGCACCUGCAUCCAACCAAAAGAUGGCAGCACCAUCCGCUUCGUCGUUGAAGAGUGACUCUUUGUUUGCCAAAAUUGAGGAUGGCAUUAAAGCUAACCCGGACAAGGCCAAGAGUGUUGGCGCUGUUUACUUGUACAAUAUCACUCUCAACGGAAAAACUGUGAAGCAGUGGACUCUGGAUUUAAAAUCGGCAUUGGCAGUAUACCAAGGUGAACCUAAAAGUGGUAAAGCAGAUACAACAAUGACGGUAUCAGACGAUGACCUUAUGGAAAUUGCUGCUGGCACACUCAGCCCUCAAGUUGCUUACCUAAAGGGAAGGUUAAAGAUUUCUGGAAACAUUAUGUUGGCUCAAAAACUCGGACCUUUGCUUAAGAGUGAAGCUAAAUUAUAAAAAAAUGCAGAUCAUUGGUAUAAACUUCUUGGUUGUUGUGUCUUCAAAAAAUGGAAGAAGUUUACAUGUUAUUUGUUAUAAGAAUUAUAAAAAUAUAUGAAUGCACAUUCCUUUUAAAUGUUUUUAUAAUAAUGGGAUAUUUAAUAUAUUAUGAGAGGAGACCAGAUAUAAGAAUAUAAUAUUUGAGUAAAUAUCAAUCUACAUUUGUUACAUUAUUAUCAAAUCCAGUCGUUUAAGUUAUGGUGAAGGAAUAAAAGUUUAUUUUUUAA